UGAGUGGAUAAUUUGGGACAUGUGAAAUGUGUUAAAUUUAACACAAAAUUUUUUACUGUGUAUAAAUACAUAAAUGGAUAAUCUGUUACAUCAUUAAUUGAGAACUGAAGAAUGGGUAAUCAUGUAAAUAUAAAGUUUUUUUACAUAUAUUCACGAUAUAUUUACACAAUGGAAGAUACAAUAAAUAAGUUAUUCAAUGGUAUAAUAUAUACGAUAAAUAAUUACUUGAAUAAAUUAUUCUAAGAAAUUGUUUUAAGAAUAUUCCGAGUCCAACAGAUAAAAUAGGUUAAAGAUGGAAAGAUAUCAAUUAUAUUAUAUAAAGAAUAAAAUAUCAAUUAUAUAAAGCUUUCCUGACUGGUCAUUACCAAACGAAAACGGAUUGAAUCCGAAAUAUUAACAGCCAUAUUAUUUCAAUAUACAAUAGAAAAUGUGUAAUUAUUGUUGUAAAACCGAUGACAAGUAACAGAAAGCUAAUUUAGCAAUAAAUUUUUGCCUCUUUAUGUAUACAUCAACGCUAUUAAGUAAAUAUCCUUUGGCUUAUCUAAUUUCGAGUUAUACUUCAAAUUUUAUUUUUUUUAAAUAAUAAUGUAUAGAAAUACGUUAGAAAUACGCGGCCUUUGAUGUUUUUACAUUUUUACAUUUAAUGAAGAUAACAAAAUGUCUUCUUUUCUCACACAUUUUAUAUAAUAUUGUUUUACGUUAAAAGAAUUCAAUCAAGUUGAAACUGAAUGAACGUCAUUAAUUAUGUCCGGUCGCAGUUAUAACUUACGCUGUGAUACAUGCGCUAUAGAAUCUUCUCGAGACGAUGAUAUACGUGUGUGAGCUACUGACGCACGAGCCGGAAGGCUCGUCCAUGAUACCCUUGAGGAUUUUCCUGGAUCUUUACGGAUAUCUGGCAAAUCUCGAUUGCGGUGACGCCGACGACGAGCGUCAACGUCGCAAAGCCGAGCGCGCCGAUACUUCGAACGACGCAACAACAUCCGUCUUGGAACUGUCGUCCAACACGAUCGAUUUGACAACAAAAGCUUGCAGCUGCGAGUUCACAGCAACGGAAAAGGAAGAGAUGAGGAGUACUGACGAGGAUACUUGCGGGAAAACGCCUCACGAAAAACAACCUUCGAAAAGCUUUGAUAUCUUGAAGGAUUACGGAGAUGGCCAAGAACAUUCCAACAUCGACAUAGUGUUGACGAAACAGUCUGUCGCCAGCGAUAAAACUGAAAUUGAGAUCGAAUCGAUUGAUGGUCACGUUUUUCGAGGAAAAACGAACGAGGUACGCCAAGUCUAACGGGCUCGUUGCCAGAAAAAAAUCGAUCACUUUGAAUUUUGUGAUCGGCCGGUUUUUCGUUGUAAAAUAAAAAUUGGUUAUCCUACCGUAGAAAAAUAGAAUUUUGAUUCUGAUAACAAUUGUGUAAGAAAAUAACGCUUACAAGCGAUAAAUUUUAAAACUAUCUAUAGGAAAUGAAAGUAUUUUAAAAAAUAUUAAAUUAGAUUUUGAAAAAUCUAAAUAUUAUACAGUUAUAAAAAAU
Monomorium pharaonis (pharaoh ant) is the source of this 1526-nucleotide messenger RNA. RefSeq lists its product as uncharacterized. The record is from RefSeq and is a predicted model, not a curated record. NCBI's taxonomy places the organism in Eukaryota, Metazoa, Arthropoda, Insecta, Hymenoptera, Formicidae. The transcript has 2 exons. The coding region runs from base 806 to 1285 and encodes 159 amino acids.